AUGCUGGAUCAUGGCGAUGGCAAUGAUGAGCAUACAGAUAAACGCAAUAAGAUGAAAAUAGAGAUGGCAGAGUGGGAAGAAAAGGAUGAUUUAAGCACAAGAAGAGUAAGUAAGUGGGAAAUUACGCCUAGGACGGCAACACAGUCAAAGAGGUUGAAAUGGGAUCAGACACCGUUGGGAUACAUCAAGAUGGAGGAGGAUGUGUGGAGUGGCGAAGUAAGCAGAAUGAGUGCAAGAUGGGAUACAGAUAAUGCAAGAGCAGUGAGUGCAGUGUACUCUGAAAUGUCUACUAGAGAAAUCAAUAUGUGUCUUCCAAGCAAGGGAUAUAAGAGAUAUGAUGUGGCUGAUGCUGGUAGAGAUGUUUAUGAUGGCAUUGAGAUGGCUGGGCUACCUGAAAUACCUGUGGAGGAGAAGGACUUUUUUAUGCCGAUUUUUAGCCUAGGGAGUGAAAGUGAAGUUAAUGUGUACAAAGGAAUACUGCUUAUGAAGAAUGGAAAUAAAGCCAUGUGUGCACGUGGACUGGCGAUUCUUAAGAAUGUAGAUACUGAGAUAGCGCUGGAAGCUGUGAUCCUAAUGGGGAUGUCAUUGGAACUUGAUGAUGGAGAUAAGAUGAAGCUGGUUGAGAUGCUAAAGGCAUUACUUGAAGGUUUAGACAUGUAUAAAGUAAAGUGUUUGCGAGAGAUUCUGUUUGUGUUGGGAUCGUAUUGCUGGAUCAACCUACCAAGAAAGUUGCUGAUGUCCACUCUAAUGAUGAUUUAUGCAAAUGGAAUUGAAUUUGUAAUAAGUAGAAUUGAAUCUGACUUUUCAAGCAAGGAUUUUCAUAUCAGAGAAGUAGUUGGCAAGGUAAUAGGUACAUUUGCACGAUGUUUUGAAAUGAAUGAAGUACUUGAGCUUCUGAACAAUAUGGGAUCUAGUCAGAAUGUGUAUGUCAGGAAGUGCUGUGUUAGAGCAGUAUUGGGUAUUUGUGAUAUGCUUGGAAAUGAAGUUUCUUUAUAUUUAGGGAUAUUGUUGGAUGUUCUUUGCAUGCUGAUUCAGGAUGGAAACAGGUUUGUGAAGAUGGAUGCAGCAAAUGCAAUGUCUUAUGUGUUUAGUGUAUUAGGUCUGCAGAUAUCUAGUUCGGAUAGAAUAUUCCACUUGCUCAGAGAUGAAUUCGUUAAUUCAAGGAACAUUGAAUCUGAGGCGCUGCUGAAGGCAAUGUCCCAUUUGUGCCAUAACAAUGUGGAGCGUUCCAGAGUUGUGUUUGAUUUUUUGAGAGCAUCUGGAGCAAUUGACACAGGAUGUGCCAGGAUAUUUGAUAAGGUGUGCCUUAUGAUUGAUAAGGAGGAUGCAUUUGAGUAUUUUUGCAAAUUGUUGUCUGUUAUGUUUGACAGGGGCACAAAGGAGUAUGAAAAUGCAAUAAGUGCGAUGUGUGUGAAGAUGUGUGUGGAUUCUAGAGUCACAAAGAUGAUUCUUGCAUACUACAGCGAUCCCUGGAAUGUAAGAUUGGUAUCCAAGAUUUUCAGUAAUGUAGAAAACCUGGAGUUUGAUGUAGAUGAUGCAGACAAAUACUACAGGUGUAUUUGCAGUGCAAUCAGACAGGAUACUGUUAGUGUGAAGCAUGCGCAUUUACUGACAUGUAAGCGCUUUAUUGAGAAAAGACACACUGAAAUGCUUGUUUCUGAAUUUAUUGCAAUGUUGAAGGAUCCUGUAAUAGAUACAAGAAUCAGAGGACUUUGUGUAUUGAGAAAAAUUGCAGGGAUAUUGAGUAAAGCUGAGCUUGUGUUGUGUGGAAAUCUACUGAUGGAGAAUAUUACGGAUGAAAAUCAGGAUGUAUUAUCGAAUGUGCUGAGAACCAUUUGUGUUGUAUAUAAUUGCCACAGGUUCAGGCAUGCUUCUGAUGUGAUAUUGGGGAUUUUACCUGUUAUCAGGACUAAGGAGCAGGGAGUGACAGAAUCUGCUGUUGAGCUCCUCUAUGCCAUUUGUGUAAAUGCACCUGAUGAAUGUGCAAUGGUUUCUAGCAAAGAAUGGCUGAGGAUUUCAUAUGAGCUGAUUGAUGUGUUGUCCUCGUGGAGCAGAAGAAUGAGAAGAAAUGUUAUUGGCUGCCUUGGAUGCAUAUCAAGAAUUGUAGGUCCGCAGGAUAUCCUUAACAUAUUGAUGGAUGGACUUGAGUCUGAAAAUAGAUGCCAAAGAAUCGGUGCGUCUAUUGCGAUUGCAAUUGUAGGAGAAUAUAAUGGAUUUCAUUCUGUCUUACCUACUCUACUGGCUGAUUACAGAAUACCAAGUGUAUUUGUCCAGCAAGGGAUAAUUAAGGCUAUGGAAUGUUUUAUGCAAAGAGUGCCUGAUGUGCCAUGGGAAUAUAUUUAUUCGAUGGUUGCAGUGAUUGAAGACGCAUUGAUGGAUAAGGAUCCAGCAUACAGAAGUGCGGGAAUUAUACUUGUGAAACAUGUUGUGUUGAAUCACAGGAAAGUUAACACUGAUGUGGUUUUUGUUACGCAUUUGUUGAAUAUGGUAUGGAUAAAUAUUCUUGACAGCACACCGAUAGUCAAGGCAUCGUUUGAUGAAUGCAUGGAGGCAUUUUCUGUUGUGCUUACAUCACGGCUUCUAUACACGUAUGUUUUAGGAGGUCUUUUACAUCCUUCAGGCAUAGUCCGGCAGAGAUAUUAUGAAGUGCUUGCAAUAUUAGAGCACUUCGAUAGCACAAGCCUUUCGCAAUCGUACCUUCUAGAAAAUGACUUUUUUAUGCGCAUGUAG
Ordospora colligata OC4 is the source of this 2730-nucleotide messenger RNA. RefSeq names its product subunit of U2 snRNP spliceosome. NCBI's taxonomy places the organism in Eukaryota, Fungi, Microsporidia, Ordosporidae. Bases 1 to 2730 code for a protein of 909 amino acids. Gene Ontology annotation, cellular component: U2 snRNP; U2-type prespliceosome; catalytic step 2 spliceosome. The record is from RefSeq and is a predicted model, not a curated record. Gene Ontology annotation, molecular function: mRNA binding. The transcript has a single exon. Gene Ontology annotation, biological process: spliceosomal complex assembly.